UUGAAGUCUCUGACGAAGAAGUGAAAGUAACAACAUGGCGGGAUGCAUGAAAAUGAAGGAAGAGUUUUAUUUGACAAACGUUAGAACAGGAAGCGUCGCGUUUGUUCUUUUGUUUUUCCUUCAUCUUUUAAACCUCACAUUCGCUACACGCAACAUUAUCAACAUUAAAGAUGGACAAGAGGUGAAAUUUCAUGAAGCUGAACACUUUUGUUACAACAACCCGACUCCUGCUCCUGGAUGGAAGGAAACCUGGACCAGGAUCCAAGUGAAAGUAUGGAGCUCCAAGGCGCUGAAGGUGACUGUAGUGAAGGCUGAAGAGGAGCUGGAAGAGCUUGAACAUUUCAGUAUCUGGUCCAUGGUGCAGCACUGGAUCAACGAGCAGACUAACGAGACCAGCGUAAGCAUCAGCCUUUUCAACCACAAGACCUGUUUCCGUGUGGAUCCUUCAGACACCCUGGUGUCCUACACCGUAAAAUCCAGCCGAAGAUUUGACAUCUCCCUGUUUCUGGUGUUUCUGGCUGGAGUCUUUCUGUUCUUCUUUGCGGAUUUGCUCAGCAGGAGUCAGGUGUUCUACUACUCAGCGGGAAUGAGUACAGGCAUGAUCGCUUCCCUCAUCAUCCUCAUUUUCAUCCUAGGACGUUUUUUGCCAAAGAAAAGUCCUUUCUAUUUGCUGUUGGUGGGAGGCUGGUCCUUCUCUUUGUACGUGAUCCAGCUCGUAUUUAAAAACCUGCAGCUCAUCCUUAAAGAGCACUGGCACCUGGCUUUAGGCUACAUCGCAGUCGUGGGGUUCGUCAGCUUCGCCGUGUGUUACCGCCACGGGCCGCUGGUGGAGGAACGCAGUAUAAACAUCUUGUCCUGGACGCUGCAGAUAUUCGGCAUGCUGCUGAUAUACACCGGCAUUCAGGUCCAGCAGGUGGCGCUAGCGAUCAUGGUGGCUGCUUUCUGUGCCAGGAACCUGGAGUACCCAGUGACCAUAGCUUUUACUCUGUACGAGAAGCUGAAGCCCAAGCUGUGCUGGAACCCGGAGCCUCGGCGCCUGCUGACAGAGGAGGAGUACCAAAAACAGGCCGAGGUCGAGACUCAGAAAGCUCUGGAAGAGCUGAGGAAGCAGUGCAGCAGUCCUGACUUUAACACCUGGAAAACUGUGUCCAGACUGCAGUCUCCCAAGAGGUUUGCCGACUUCAUCGAGGGCUCUCCGCAUCUGAUGCCCAAUGAAGUCUCGGUGCACGCUCAGGAAUACGGUUUCGGCAGCUCGCUGUUCGAGGACGAGCUCUUCGCCACGGACGAGGAAGACGAAGGAGAAGCGUGGGAGACCGAGGAAGACGAGAAACCGAACGUGUCGUCGCCGUGGAGAAACGCAGGGAGAAAGAACUGAGGUGAGGAAAUAAACCUGCAGGGCGGAAAAGAGCUCCUGACUCCGUAGCAACAACCUGAAUGUGAACAUGAAGAAGCAAAGCCAUAUGUGAGGUAGGAGCCAGGAAUGACGAGCUCCUGAUUGUACACCAGCACAGAGACCUUUCAGCUGUAACAGUUAAUCAGGACGACCAGUGGAUGUUUUCCUACAUAAAGGUUACAGAUAAGCUCGUGUUAAAAAUAAAUCCGAGCCAUCGUUAUGCUUGAAGAGGAUCUGAGAUCUUUUUUUUGCAGGUUGAUGACAUUGUAGCGUGUGCAACACACACACAAACACACACUUCCUGUUUUUUUUGUUUGUUUUUUAAAUUAUGUAUUCUUCUGAAUUGUUUUUUUAACACAAUGUUGUU
This is a messenger RNA of Tachysurus vachellii, 1760 nucleotides long. It is a transcript of the gene nemp1, whose product is annotated as nuclear envelope integral membrane protein 1. NCBI's taxonomy places the organism in Eukaryota, Metazoa, Chordata, Actinopteri, Siluriformes, Bagridae. Gene Ontology annotation, cellular component: nuclear envelope. Bases 35 to 1375 code for a protein of 446 amino acids. The record is from RefSeq and is a predicted model, not a curated record. The transcript has 9 exons.